AUGGUGGCAAGUGGGGCCGUGGUGGUAAAUGGGGCUAUGGUGGCAAGUGGGGCCGUGGUGGUGGCAAGUGGGGUGGUGGCAAAUGGGGCCGGGGGUGGUGAGCGUGUCCGGCCUCACUGCAAGACGAAGGGACGAGCGGCCUUGUAG
This is a messenger RNA of Peronospora matthiolae, 147 nucleotides long. The record is from the annotation of a GenBank genome assembly. Lineage: Eukaryota; Oomycota; Peronosporomycetes; Peronosporales; Peronosporaceae.